This is a messenger RNA of Callithrix jacchus (white-tufted-ear marmoset), 1999 nucleotides long. It is a transcript of the gene MIMS1, whose product is annotated as mitochondrial inner membrane scaffold 1. The record is from RefSeq and is a predicted model, not a curated record. Gene Ontology annotation, cellular component: mitochondrion. NCBI's taxonomy places the organism in Eukaryota, Metazoa, Chordata, Mammalia, Primates, Cebidae.
CCCCGCGGGUUCCGGCGCCUGGACCCACGCUCUGCCGGGUUGCUCUGCUGAGUGACACCACCGUGGCAUCCAAGGAGCUGUUGUUCUCUAGCUUGCGCAGUGGGAAGCGGCGGCGGCGGCGGCCUCAGCGUCCUAAGAGCAGCUGCAGCAAACAAAUAGAGACCCCGAUCGCCCUUCCCUUCCACAGGACAUCAUAGUGGCCCAUCACAUUGAUGACAUUAUGCUGAUUGGACCUGGUGGGCAAGAAGGAACAACUACUCUAGACUUACUGUUGAAGAGAGACCGUUUGACGUUUUAGUGAUGGCUGAAUGCAAACAUUUAAAACCUUUGAGAGAAUACAGCAGCACACCAGGGAGACUGUUACCAUGAUUAUCGGGAGGAUAAAUACCAUGAGUUUGGACUGAAACCUAUCAACACUCUUCAAAAUGCAAUGGAUUGUGUCACGGAUUGUAUCUCAACUGGCACGCAGGACAUGCUUGGAACUACAUAAAGCUGGUCUUUUUGGACACUGUCAAAAUGUAAAGGGACCUUUACUUUUGUGCAAUGCUGAAUCCAAAGUGGUUUUGGUGCAAGGUCCUCAAAAACAAUGGUUGCAUUUAUCUGCUGCCCAGUGUGUUGCAAAGGAAAGGAGGCCAUUGGAUGCUCAUCCACCCCAACCAGGAGUCCUUCACCAUAAGCAAGGGAAGCAGUGUGUUUCAUCCAGGAGGGAUUUUUCAUCCCGUGGCACAGCGCAUGGAACUCCGGAAAAAAAGGAAGAGACUGAUCCUUUACAAGACAAAUCUAUUAGUCUUUAUCAACGAUUCAAGAAAACAUUUAGACAGUAUGGAAAAGUUUUGAUUCCGGUGCAUCUAAUAACUUCUGGUGUUUGGUUUGGAACAUUUUAUUAUGCAGCCUUGAAAGGAGUGAAUCUCGUUCCUUUUCUAGAACUCAUUGGGAUACCUGACAGUGUGGUAAACAUCCUGAAAAACUCCCAGAGUGGAAAUGCACUGACAGCGUAUGCCAUGUUUAAGAUUGCAACACCUGCCCGGUAUACCGUGACUCUGGGAGGAACAUCCUUCACUGUGAAGUAUCUGCGCAGUCAUGGCUACAUGUCCACACCACCACCCGUCAAGGAGUAUCUGCAGGACAGGAUGGAAGAGACAAAGGAGCUUAUCACAGAGAAAAUGGAAGAAACAAAAGAUAGACUUACUGAAAAGUUACAAGAAACCAAAGAAAAAGUUUCCUUUAAGAAAAAAGUGGAAUAAGUGCCUUAUAUAACAGUAUAGAAAAAUUCCUGCACUUUAACCCUUUGGAAACCAGGCAAAGAUACAUGUCUAAUUUUUUUCCCUUUUUUUGGUUAGUUGCCGAAAUAUACUAGUUCUCUGAGGGUUAAAGAAGUAAAAUACCUUUUUAAAGUUAAAUAUCAGUAGAAAAAUCAGUGUUUUUAUACGGAAAGAAAAUGAACCCAAUAUAAGAAUUUCCCAUCAAUAACAGUAUUAAGCAGUAGGUAAUGUCUUAGAAGUCAGACUUCUUUUUCAGGGUCUUCAGAAGCACGCUUGAUUUCUGUUUUGUUGCAGCUGUAAUUUAUGCUGGUAUGCCUGGUAUGGCAGCUGACUCCUUGAAUAACCAAUGUGACCCAUAAAACAGGCUCUUAAUACUGAAUCUUAAUUUUUAUGUUCUUCAUUAAGGUUUUAACUGUAUUCAGUAUGUAAUUUGGAGACAAACUAGCAUCAUCCAAACUGCCUGUGAAUAAGAGGUUAUUUAGUCUUUCUAUAAAAACAGAAUAGGACAGUUACCUACCAGUUAAAAUACCUUAUAUGAAGAAAAUAGAAUAAAGAUUUAGUCAUUUAUAUGUAAAUAAGAUGUAUUGGUUGUAUGUAAAUGAAAAAUUGAUCCUUUAAAAAUUAUUCUUACCUGAAGCUUGUAAUUUUUUUAAAGCAAAUAUAUAUGGGGUGAUGGUACUUUUCAACUGUGUGUAUUGGUGGUGAUCACCUAAAACAUAAACCUUUAUUGUGAAUCA